GGGGAUUUUUGGAUUUUGCCUUGGAGGCCCAAGAAAGCAGAAGAAAGAUGCUUCAGACCAGUAACUACAGCCUGGUGCUGUCCCUGCAGUUCCUGCUGCUGUCCUAUGACCUCUUUGUCAAUUCCUUCUCAGAGCUACUCCGAAUAGCUCCUGUCAUCCAGUUGGUGCUCUUCAUCAUCCAGGAUAUUGCAAUCCUCUUCAACAUCAUCAUCAUUUUCCUCAUGUUCUUCAACACCUUCGUCUUCCAGGCUGGCUUGGUCAACCUCCUAUUCCAUAAGUUCAAAGGGACCAUCAUCCUGACAGCUGUGUACUUUGCGCUCAGCAUCUCCCUUCAUGUCUGGGUCAUGAACUUACGCUGGAAAAGUUCCAACAGCUUUGUUUGGACAGAUGGACUUCAAACGCUGUUUGUAUUCCAGAGACUGGGUAAGGACCACAGAAGCCCCAGGCUUACUUAUUGUGCUGGCCUUGAUCCUGGCCUCGUAGCCCCUCACAGCUGGCCUGGGAUGGUUGGGACAGUCAUGUCAAGAACAGAAGACUCCUUGCGGGGAGACAGUGGGAAGCCCUGAGGCAGGCCCUCAGCUUGGAGGCUGGGUUCCCACCCUUAAAUGAGUUCUCAGGGUCACCCCAGAGGCUUCUUCUCUGCUCUGUCCCCAGCUGCGGUGCUGUACUGCUACUUCUACAAACGGACGGCCAUGAGACUGGGCGACCCACGCUUCUACCAGGACUCUCUAUGGCUGCGCAAGGAGUUCAUGCAAGUCCGAAGGUGACUGCUUCUUGUCACACUGAUGGCUGCCUUUCCUUCCUGAUAGAAGCUCUGCAGGAAGGGUCGGCCUCUGCACCAGGAAAUAGCUGGACUUCCCAAGGACAUGCUUAGGCCAGUUGUGUUCUCACAAGUUCCCCAACAGACUCCUGUGCGUAGUGCCUCCUCUCCCCUACCUCAGUUCCGCCCUUUCCUUCCUUUCCUGCCCUGUUCCAUUCCUUCUGCACCCCUCCCCUCUGCCGAGGCUGUGGCUCACCCUUUGAACCUACUAGUCUCCACCUUCCUGACACCACGCUCUGGUGACCGAAGGAUGCAGAGUGGUAGCUGGGUGUUCUUGACUGAUCCCCUCUUAGACAUUUAGAUUUUUAUACCUAAGAUACUUUUUUACAUUUUGUAAAUAGGAAAUAAAUUAAAUUCUUUUUUUCAUAAAUGGUGGAAUCUGUCUAGCUAGAUCGCUCCAUGGUUAAGAGAUAUAUACCAAGUCCUACCCUCAGCACCUAUUUGACCCAGUGGGCAGAUUGAGCCAGAGAACAAAUAUGGACAUUUAUUGAGUUCAUUAUGAGAUAAAGUAUUUCUGCAGAA
Ictidomys tridecemlineatus (thirteen-lined ground squirrel) is the source of this 1342-nucleotide messenger RNA. RefSeq names its product transmembrane protein 138 (gene Tmem138). Lineage: Eukaryota; Metazoa; Chordata; Mammalia; Rodentia; Sciuridae. The record is from RefSeq and is a predicted model, not a curated record. Gene Ontology annotation, cellular component: cilium.